Molecule: messenger RNA, 800 nt
Organism: Dreissena polymorpha
Lineage: Eukaryota; Metazoa; Mollusca; Bivalvia; Myida; Dreissenidae
Product: exosome complex component CSL4-like
Exons: 7
Coding region: 114-713 (199 amino acids)
Biological process (GO): RNA processing
Cellular component (GO): nuclear exosome (RNase complex); cytoplasm
Molecular function (GO): RNA binding
Source: RefSeq, a predicted model, not a curated record
AGUAUGUCCACUACUGUCCAUGAACUUCCAUUAAAAUGUUUAUGCCAUGAAAAAAUAUCUGUGCUGAUACCGCAUUGGGCCUUGUUAGACCGUUCUUACCAGACGUUAACAAGAUGGCUGCGCCCAUGAUAUGUGUUCCAGGACAGAGAUUGUGUCCAGAUAAUGAAAAAGUAACUGCUGGAAGGGGAACAUACUCCAGGAAUGGCUUCGUUUAUUCAUCGUUAGCAGGCUAUUUGCAAACAGCUCAUUCAGAGGAUGGAAAAAACAUAAUAGAAGUUAUCAGAGAUGGCGAUGAAAAUGUUGUUCCUUCAGUUGAUGCCAUAGUCACAGCAAGGAUAACAAAUGUUAGCCCUCGUUUCUGCAAGUGUUCUAUCAUCAAAGUUGGCAAGACUGACUUGAAGGACUCAUUCCGGGGAAUGAUAAGGAGAGAAGACGUGAGAGCCACAGAAAAAGACAAGGUUGAGAUGGCAAAGAGUUUCCGUCCUGGUGACAUUGUGAUGGCUAGAGUAAUCUCCCUGGGGGAUUCCCAGUCCUACCUACUGAGUACUGCCGAGAAUGAGCUGGGGGUCGUCAUAGCAACCAGUGAAGCAGGUGUGACCAUGGUGCCUGUUAGCUGGUGCAAGAUGAAAUGCCCUAAGACUCGACUGGAGGAGCAUAGAAAGGUCGCAAAGGUGCAGGCCAGGUUUAUAGAAUAUUCAGGCUCAGGACCAUAGCCUGACCCAACCCCAGCAUAUCUCAUCUUUUGUUUUUGAUAUCUUGUCACCUAAACAAUAAAUCUAAUAAAUGCCAUUUUUAUUGUU